CCCAACUCAUUAGCAUAAAAAUCCUAAUAAAAAAAAUGGAAAAAGAAAAAUGACAGAGAAAAACGGAAUAUACCGGAAAGAAACGUAAAAGCGGCGAACCCAAAACAGAAAACAGAUUUUGGAUGAACAGUGAACUCCUGAAAGAGAAUUGAGAUCUUUGCUGUCGACUCACCCAAAAUUUAAAACCAACUGGGUUUUACCAUUGUUACUUGUUGUGAAUCUUUUGCUGGAACUGACUUGAACCUGAUCUGAAAUCCAUAUGAUUUCUUUCAAUAUCAUAAUAACUUUUAUUAUGAAUUGUCUUAAUGCCGGAUUCACGAAUGGUUUUGGUAAUGAGCAUCCGUUUUUAGUCUAAUUUAAUGGUGCCAUUGAAAAAAUUUCCCCUUCGAUCGUAAUAAAUUGAAAGAAAGUACCUGUCGUUGAAAGAUUGGUUAGGCAUGAAAGCAUGUGCUGGAUGGCGUCGUUUCCUCUUCUUCCUGCCGCUUAUUUUCAUCCUUCCUCAUUUGUUCUCUGUUCUGGAAUUGCUCCAGAACCAGACAGUAGGAGAUGCCCUCGAGAAAAAUACCGCGAAAUUUGAUGAUCAGAAUUUAGCAUUAGGAGAUGUCCCCAAGAAAAAUGGCAAGAAAUUUGAUCAUCUGUUUCUUGGACCUGCUGCUGGAGAAGGCUUACCCAACCGUUUGCAGUGCCAAGGAGUUAAAGCUCUCAACAAGACCUAUUUUUCAAACCCUUCUCAUGCCUCUAGCAUUGCAGAUGGCAUUGCCUUUGUGACUGUUUUUACCAUUUAUAACAAGUCACCUGACACUCUUGUGAAUAGUAGAUCAUCAAACUUGGUUACUGUUGGGAAUGCUUCAUAUAGUAAGUCGGAGAGAUCAAUGGCCAUUUUGAACAUCUUCAUUAACUUCAUUCAGGUGAGAAUGCCUCAAAGCAAUGUUAUCAUUCUGACUGAUCCAGAAUCAGAUCUCUCUGUGCACCGAAACAGAGUUACUGUACAUCCCAUUCAGGGUGAAUACUCUCGAGACAAGUUGAUGCUUCAAAGAAUCAGGUCUUACAUUACCUUUCUCGAAGCCAGGCUUGAGAAGCUAUCUCAGGAUCAAGGGCGUAUAACUCAUUUCAUAUUUACGGACUCAGAUAUUGCUGUAAUUGAUGACCUAGGACAGAUGUUUGACAAGUACCAAAAUUUCCAUUUGGCUCUUACCUUCAGGAACAACAAAGAUCAGCCUCUGAAUUCUGGAUUUAUUGCUGUGCGGGGUACACAUGAUGGUAUUUUAAGGGCAAAACGUUUUUUACAAAAAGUAUUAGAAGUCUAUAGUUCCAGAUACAUGAAAGCUUCCCGAAUGCUUGGUGAUCAGUUAGCUCUUGCCUGGGUCGUAAAGUCCCAUCCCUCUUUUGAUGCAAAAAGAUUUAGUAAAGCGCAGGCUUUUACUGAAGACAUUGAUGAUGCAUCAGUGCUAUUUUUACCAUGUGCUAUGUAUAAUUGGACACCACCAGAGGGUGCUGGCCAGUUUCAUGGCAUGCCUCUAGAUGUUAAGGUUGUUCAUUUUAAAGGGUCAAGGAAACGCCUAAUGCUUGAGGCUUGGAACUUAUUCAGUUCUUCAGCUGAUAUUUCAGAUAUGUUGUGCCUCAUCUUGAAGAGUGGGAGAACAAAGUAUGACUUUUGAGUAAUUUCAUUUGGUUCUGCAUAGCUACUGCAUCUUAUGACACAUUGAAAAAACUUCUAAAUUCACCUGAAGGAAGUGGGUGGAAAACUUCUUUCUGUGGCAUACAAGAUUAUCCACUUAAAUGGCACCCGAAAUUGUUAAUCAGUGGGGUAUCAUUCCCCAGUUUUUGGUCGAAUCUGAUAUUCCUGAAUGCAUUUCAAAAAGAGCUAGCAGAGAAACUCGAGAUCUAUACAGAAGACUAUAUUGACAGGUUUCAAUUCCUUUGAUGUAACAUUCGUUUACAACCUCUUCCUUAAGUUUCCUUUUCUUGGGGUUGAAACCUGGAAACGUAGGCUGGAAUUUGGGACUGACUUUGUAAACUUUGCAAACUGUCCCACUUCAUUUGAGUAAAUAAAUAUAGUACAACUUGUAGUUUUGGUUCAAUAAGAUAUCCAAGUGCAAUUUU
Theobroma umbraticum is the source of this 2103-nucleotide messenger RNA. Its product is annotated as polyphosphatidylinositol phosphatase. Lineage: Eukaryota; Viridiplantae; Streptophyta; Magnoliopsida; Malvales; Malvaceae. The record is from RefSeq and is a predicted model, not a curated record.